AGCUAGUCUCUCGACAUCUAGCUGGUCGACUUUGAAGACAUUACGAAGCAUGCGAACAAGGGAUGAAUGACGGUGGCUACCUGAGGAGCGGCGAAUACAACCUCCCCACACUGGCUUACAUCGACGGAUUUUCACUGUCAUACUCACCUUCUCCUUCAAACAGGCAUGGCUGCCUAAUUCCUUCAAAGGCAAAACGACCCAGGGUACUGAUAAAGCACCCCUAAUACUUCGAUGUACACACAUCAACAAGGUUCCAUUUUCAACCCCGUCAUGCCCAACGAGAUAACUCCCGCUGUAUAUAUUGGGCGCCAAUGCGGCGUCCCUAAUGGCAGCGAUGACCGGCCCUGCACCUGUGCUCUCACCUGUCGCGCUCAUAGUAUGGGCGCGAAGCGCACCGUCCCGGGGAGGCUGUUGCUGUUUGAUAUGUGGCUUUCGGGGUACCGGCGGCAGAUGGGGGAGAGGAGGGAAGAGCGGGAACGACAACAGGGGCAGGAAGGGGUCCAGGCGGAGGAACCGGAAGAACAACAGCAGGAGCAGAAAUUGGAGUGCCCGGCGGGUCAUUGGAGUAUGGGGUUUGCGGGAGGGCUAAGAGAUCAAGUGCUUUGGGGGUUGGACGGAUGCUUUGAGUGAGACGUAACGCCGAUUAAGCACUUCAAUUGAAAGGAAGCUUCUCUGGGUUGUUCAGCUCUACGGGUAAGAUGGGCUUGAUUUGGGGUCGUUUCAGUCAACAACAGUUCAUCUUGGGGCCAGUUGGCCAACAGGAAAUAAGAAGACAACAGCACUCUUUCCUGUGUCGAUGGGGUUGUUUGAAAUCCUGCGUGUACAACUAGACUCGGGGGGUUAGGAGUUGCGGAUAUUGGACAGCGCUUUCGGACUCUAUAUUCUCACCACAGCCGAGAAAAGGAUAUACUCAUACGGG
Pseudomassariella vexata is the source of this 919-nucleotide messenger RNA. Its product is annotated as SCA7, zinc-binding domain-containing protein. Gene Ontology annotation, biological process: RITS complex assembly; regulatory ncRNA-mediated heterochromatin formation; regulation of transcription by RNA polymerase II. The transcript has 2 exons. The coding region runs from base 232 to 630 and encodes 132 amino acids. NCBI's taxonomy places the organism in Eukaryota, Fungi, Ascomycota, Sordariomycetes, Amphisphaeriales, Pseudomassariaceae. Gene Ontology annotation, cellular component: SAGA complex. The record is from RefSeq and is a predicted model, not a curated record.